GGAGAAUGACCAGCAAUGUCCAAGUUGAACAUUCCACCCUUUGUGCCUGCCCGGACUGUGCUGGAAGGCCUCGAGUCAGAGGAUGCGUGUGAAGACAAGAAAGCUGUAAAAAAGGAGAUCCAUAGCAAAAAGGGAGCCAAAAAGGACAAAAUGGAAGAGGAGAAUACAGACCUGCUCAGACUUUGCCACACAGUACCGCUGGAGGUGGUGAACUUAGGUGGGAAAGGUUACGAUCCAGAGAAGAAAGACUACUCAGGUUUUGAGGCCUGGUUGCAGUGUUACUAUGUGGAUGGAAUGAAGUCUGUACGCGACCACAAUGGCAGGACUAUGUGGUUCAAAGGCGAUCCAGGUCCUAUGGCUCCUAAAGAAUCAAAGUCUCCAAAGGCCAAAAAGAGAAAAGAUACAGAUGCAGACCAUGAUUACCCCCGCAAGAAAAAGGUGUCCAGGAAACACAACUCUGACAGCACAGUGAAGAAAAAAGCAGCCAAAAAGCCCACAAAAGCAGCAAAGGAAGAAGAAAAUGGACCUCAAGAAGAAGCCACACCCAGAAGAAGAUCAGCAAACACACCUCAGCAAGAACCGAAAUCCACGUCAGGCAGGAGGAAAAAGAACAAUACAGAGCCAGCUGCAGGUCUGAUUCUAAUAAUACUCCCAUUUUCUGAAAAUAUUAAGAGCCUGAUCUUUGAGGAUCCAAUUCCCACACACUUAUCUGUGUGCGCAAACUAUAAAAUUGCAUGUACUGUUGGUGGACGUGUUGUAUGUGAUCUACUUUGUGCAAUUGAUAGCAGCAAAAGUGGCACAGAUCACCCUAUUUUUGUGUACUAGAAGCAUUAUGUGCCCUUGGAAACACUUCUUUCCCUCUACAUUCAUGUUAUUAUGCUCUCCACACUGGAGGGGGGCUUAUAUUAGAUUAUAGCACAUAUCGAUCAUCUAACACCUUUUCUGCAAUAUAGAAUCACAGUAUGUAUACUAUUUGCAGCAGGAAUGAUCAAACUGCAUAUUGCAAGACAUUUUUUUUAGGAGUUAUACUAAAUACAAAAAAAAAAACGCAACGCUUUUGUUCUUGUUCCCAAUUUAAAUGAACUCAAAGAUCGAAAACUUUGACUAUAAACACAAAAUACCUGUUCCUCUCAAAUAUUGUUCACAAAUCUGUAUACAUUUGUUAGUGAGCAUUUUUUCUUUGCCAAGAUAAUCCAUCCCACCUGACAGGUGUGCCUUGAGCUGUCCAAAAUAAAAGGCCACUGUGAAAUGUGCAGUUUUAUCACACAACACAAUGCUUCAGAUGUCGCACGUUUUGAGGGAGCGUGCAGUAGGCAUGCUGACUGCAGCAAUGUCCACCAGAGCUGUUGCCCGUCAAUUAAAUGUUUAUUUCUCCGCCAUAAGAAUAGAAUAGAAUAGAAAGUACUUUAUUGAUCCCUGGGGGAAAUUCAGCACCACAGUUCGCUCACAAUAAACAAUGAUAAUAAUAAAUAAUAUAAUAUAUAUGAAUAAUAUAAAUAUAUUCUACAUUUAAGUGCAGUCAAGGAACAUAUGCAUUAUACAGUCUGAUGGCUGUCGGUGUGAAGGACCUCCUGUGUCGUUUCGUGUUGCAUUUUGGGAGUCUGAGCCUUCCACUGAAUGUGCUCAUUCUCUCUGCAAGGUCCGAGUGUAGUGGGUGGGAGGUGUUGUCCAUAAUGGCUAGGAGUUUUGCUAGACUUCUCUCUGACACCACCGCCAGAGAGUCCAGCUCCACUCCCAUCUUGUUACUGGCCUUCUCUACCAACUUGUCCAGUCUGUAUGUGUCCCUCACUCUCAGCCCGCUGCCCCAGCAGGCCACGGCGUACAAGAGGGCGCCUGCCACCAGCGACUCGUAGAACAUCUUCAACAUCUUUGUACAGACGUUGAAGGAUCCUAGCCUCCAAAGGAAAUAUAGAUUUGGCUCUGUCCCUUCUUGUAGAGGGCCUCAGCGUGUUUUGACCCAUUCAGCUUGUUGUCCAUGUGUACUCCGAGGUAUUUAUAAUCCUCUACCAUGUCCACAUCCACCCCCUUGAUGGAAAGAGGGGUCACCAGAGUACUCCUCCUCCUUCCCAGGUCCACAACCAGCUCCUUGGUCUCCGUAACAUUGAGCUGGAGGUGGUUCUUUCCACACCAUGUGACAAAGUCCUCCACCAGUGUCCUGUAUUCCUCGUCAUCACCUUCCUCAAUACACCCCACUAUCGCAGAGUCAUCAGAAAACUUCUGAAGGUGGCAGGACUCUGACUGAUAGUGGAAAUGGGUGGUGUAAAUGGUGUAGAGGAAGGGGGAAGAGUACUGUAGCCUCCGGGGCCCCGGUGUUGCUGACCAGCCUGUCAGACACACAGUCCUGCAGUCGCAUAUACUGUGGUCUGUCAGUCAGGUAAUCUACAACCCAGGACACCAAGGGGGCCUCCACCUGCAUCUUCUCCAACUUCACACCCAGUAGCCCAGGCCGUUUAGUAUAAGCCGCCUCCAAAGGUGUUUCAGAGAAUUUGGCAAUACAUCCAACUGGCCUCACAGCCGCAGACCAUAUUGAUUGGCUGAGACCUGCCACCCGGACAGCUGCUACAACAAUUGGUUUGCUUAACCAUAGCAUUUCUGCACAAACUGUAAGAAACUACCAUGAAUUGAUUAACGUGGACCCCGACUUAAACAAGUUGAAAAACAUAUUGGGGUGUUACCAAUUAGUGGUCAAUUGUACGGAAUAUGUACUGAACUGUGCAAUCUACUAAUAAAAGUAUCAAUCAAUCAAUCUGUCUCAAGAAAGCUCAUCUGCAUGCUCGUGGUCCUCAUCGGGGUCUCGACCUAACUGCAGUUUGUCUUCUUAACCAACUUGAGUGGGCAAAUGCUCACACUCAAUGGCGUCUGGCACAAUACAGAGGUUUUGGUAUGUUAUUAUUGACAGCGAAACCACGUGCAUUUUAUUGAUGGCAUUUUCCAUGCGCAGAGAUACCGUCACGAGACCCUGGGCCCCAUUGUUGUACUAAUCACCCGAGGCCAUCACCUUUAUAAAUAACAUUUACUAACUCAUGUUGCAAGGAUCUGGAAGCUAAAAACAUCCCAGUUCUUGCAUGACCAGCAUACUCACCGGACAUGUCACCCAGUAAGUAAUUUUUGAGAGGAAUAUAUAUUUUGUGUAUAGUAAAAGUUUCAGAUCUUUAAGUUCAAUUCAUGAUAAAUGGGAGCAAAAACAAAAGUGUUGCGUUUAUAUAUUUGUUCAAUACCAUAUUUUUCGGAGUAUAAGUCGCGCCUGCCGAAAAUGCAUAAUAAAGAAGGAAAAAAAACAUACAAGUCGCACUGGAGUAUAAGUCGCAUUUUGGGGGGGAAAUUUAUUUGAUAAAAGCCAACACCGAGAAUAGACAUUUGAAAGGCAAUUUAAAAUAAAUCAAGAAUAGUGAAGAACAGGCUGAAUAAGUGUAGGUUAUAUGAGGCAUAAAUAAGCAACUGCUAUGUUAAGCUAACAUAUUAUGGUAAGAGUCAUUCAAAUAACUAGAACAUAUAGAACAUGAUAUACCUUUAACAAACUAUCUCUCACUCCUAAUCCAUAAAUCCCAUAAAAUCUUAUACGUCUAGUCUCUUACGUCAAUGAGAUAAAUAAUAUUGAUAUUUUACGGUAAUGUGUUAAUAAUUUCACACAUAAGUCGCUCCUGAAUAUAAGUCGCACCCCCGGCCAAACUAUGAAAAAAAAAACUGCUACUUAUAGUCCGAAAAAUACGGUGCAUAUUUUCUAAAUCAAAAAAGGAAUACCAUUAAAAAACAACAUAAAUUAAUAGACUUUGGUUUAAUCGGCCCUUUAAGUUGUCCAGCAGCUAUAAAAUGAUAUUGCUGAAUAUAUAUCUUCUUCUUUUUAUUUCUAACAGUCCAAAUAUGACAUGCACACGUAGAACAAAGGCUUCUCUGUUCAGUUGUCUUUGCAGCGUGAUGGCCUCCUUUCUCACAGCCCUGUGUGCAACUAUGUCAGUUGUCUUUGCAGCGUGAUGGCCUCCUUUCUCACAGCCCUGUGUGCAACUAUGUCAGUUGUCUUUGCAGCGUGAUGGCCUCCUUUCUCACAGCCCUGUGUGCAACUAUGUCAGUUGUCUUUGCAGCGUGAUGGCCUCCUUUCUCACAGCCCUGUGUGCAACUAUGUCAGUUGUCUUUGCAGCGUGAUGGCCUCCUUUCUCACAGCCCUGUGUGCAACUAUGCCAGUUUGCACGCAGAUUUCAGACUUUUUAAGAGGCACGAUACUGCCUGCAGGACACUUUCAGCAUUGAUAAAUCUCACUGUUCAUGUUGAGUGAUUUGUAUUUGCAUUUUCUCCUCCCAGUAUUGUGGGCAUUCUGAUAAUCAACAUAUAUUCUGCAUACAUCAUUAAGACAAAUAUGUUAAAUGGAGGGAAUAAGCGAUAGAAAAUGGAUGGAUGGGAUGGAUUGCACUCCUUGUUUUGCUCAUUAAUCGACAAAUAUUUAGAUCAGCUUUGCGUGUGCUAACAAGUUUGCAUGUGUUUUGAUACACAUAAACCUUUUGUAGAUUAUACUGUAAGUGUGGUAAACUUACUUUUUGUUGCAGGCUUCAAGACACGUAGCGGGAGACUGACAAGACAGAAUGUCAAGUAAAGGACAUCUAUUGGAAAAUACUGUUUUUAUUCCAUGAUACAUAUUUUUAAUAAACAUUCCACACGUUUA
Nerophis ophidion (straightnose pipefish) is the source of this 4654-nucleotide messenger RNA. Its product is annotated as endonuclease 8-like 1. Gene Ontology annotation, biological process: base-excision repair. The transcript has 7 exons. The coding region runs from base 16 to 825 and encodes 269 amino acids. Lineage: Eukaryota; Metazoa; Chordata; Actinopteri; Syngnathiformes; Syngnathidae. Gene Ontology annotation, cellular component: nucleus. Gene Ontology annotation, molecular function: DNA N-glycosylase activity; DNA-(apurinic or apyrimidinic site) endonuclease activity. The record is from RefSeq and is a predicted model, not a curated record.